This is a messenger RNA of Phyllostomus hastatus (greater spear-nosed bat), 1189 nucleotides long. RefSeq names its product kallikrein related peptidase 11 (gene KLK11). Bases 65 to 901 code for a protein of 278 amino acids. The transcript has 6 exons. The record is from RefSeq and is a predicted model, not a curated record. NCBI's taxonomy places the organism in Eukaryota, Metazoa, Chordata, Mammalia, Chiroptera, Phyllostomidae. Gene Ontology annotation, molecular function: serine-type endopeptidase activity. Gene Ontology annotation, biological process: proteolysis.
AAGAUCUAAUCGAUAACAAGCCAGGAGAAAUAGGGAUUGUCCCUCGAGCUUGCAGACGAGGAAAAUGAGGUGGCUCGAAUUUGGGAAGUCACCGGACCCGGGUCACACAGCGAAAGACCCUGGGGCCUGCCCUCUCCCCCUCCAGGCCAUGACGAUUCUGCGAUUAAUCAUACUUGCACUGGUGACAGGGCAUGUAGGGGGAGAGACCAGGAUCAUCCAGGGGCACGAGUGUCUCCCUCACUCUCAGCCCUGGCAGGUGGCUCUCUUCCAGAACACACGGCUGCUGUGCGGAGCGACGCUCAUCGCCCGUAAAUGGGUCCUGACUGCUGCCCACUGCCGCAAGCCCCAAUACACAGUUCACCUGGGGAAGCACAACAUCCACCAGCGGGACCGCUACACGCAGAUCCGCGUCGCCACGGAGUCCUUCCCGCACCCAGACUUCAACGACAGCGUGCCCAACAAAGACCACCGCAACGACAUCAUGCUGGUGAAGAUGGCGGCGCCAGCCUUCAUCACCUGGGCCGUGCGGCCCCUCACCCUGUCGUCCCACUGCGUCUCUCCGGGCACCAGCUGCCUCAUUUCUGGCUGGGGCAGCACGUCCAGCCCCCAGUUGCACCUGCCCCACACCUUGCGCUGCGCCAACAUCACCAUCAUCGACCACAAGGACUGUGAGAACGCCUACCCUGGCAACAUCACAAACACCAUGGUGUGUGCAGGUGUCCGGCAGUCCGGCAAGGACUCCUGCCAGGGCGACUCUGGAGGUCCUCUGGUCUGUAACGGGUCUCUUCAAGGCAUUAUAUCCUGGGGCCAGGACCCAUGUGCUAUCACCAGAAAGCCUGGUGUCUACACGAAGGUGUGCAAAUACGUGGACUGGAUCAAGGAGACAAUGAAGAACAAUUAAUUAGCCAGGACCAGCUCACCACCCACACCAGCACCCCAUCCUCACGUGAUGGUGUGGUUCCCAUUCAUUCUCUUCAUCAUGAAGCCCAAGCCAUGACCCCUUUACAUGCUCUCUUUGGGCUUCCUUGACUAGCGAGAUGCUACAGCUUAAUAAGCAGCCUCAUACUAACCUGGGACUCUGAGAGUGAGUAUCAAUCAAUACCUGUUGGGUUCACUGUUGUAGCCCCAGCCCCAAAGAGAGUCCUGGCACAAAUUUUAUGCUAAUAAACACAAAUCUUUUGAAUGCUUA